CCACUGCUCCUAUCCCCAUGAUGCCAGUGGACAGCACUCAGAUCCCGCAGUACAUCAGUCGUUGCUCAGUAUGUGAAGCACCUUCCCAGGCUGUGGCUGUGCACAGCCAGGACAUCACCAUCCCCCAGUGUCCCCUUGGCUGGCGUAGCCUAUGGAUAGGAUACUCUUUCCUUAUGAGUGCAGAAUGCAAUUCCUAACGGCGCAGGCGACGAGCAGUCUGCUGAAGUUCCCAGAGGGGACUGUUGAGGCGCUCGGGGAAGAUGAUCCAACCCGAGGUUCUGUGCUGUGGGGGAAGAUUUCUGGAGGGACCAGUGGCCUGGCGUGGUUGGCACGUGGUCCUCACUUUGAGGUGGUGAACUCUAUGACAGGCGAGCGGCUCUCUGCCUACCGUUUCAGUGGGCUACAUGGACGGCCUCCCACUGUCCGUGUGGUCAAGGAGUUUUCCUCGUGGGAGAGACCUGCGCUGCUGAUUGGUGUUGGAAAUGUUCUCUGUUUGUUUGACCUUGAAAGAUCACGAGUGGUUAAAGCCAUUGCUCUUCCAGGAAGGGUGAUUGCUAUUGAACCUAUAACUAAUGUCGGAGAAGGAGAUGCGAGCACUCAGUACCUCCACGAGAGUCUGCAGUGCUUCUCUGGAGUGGCAGCAGUGGCUACAGAUGUUGGGCGCGUUUUUCUGGUUGACCUUUGUUUACAUAAUUUCUCUUGGGGGCAGAAGGAAAUAGAAACAUUGGAUCUCGAAUAUGUCACUGCUGCUCCUGCUGAAGUUCCACGAAUCAGAGAAACUGUGAUGGAAGAAGGGAGACAUCUCUGUUUCCAAUUACAGAACUCUUCUAGAAGCGCAGUAUCAACGCUGUACUUCAUCAGCAGAACCAAUCAGCUCGUUGUGGGCUUUUGCAAUGGCACCCUCUCACUGUGGAAUAUGGGAACUUUGACAAGGGAGCACAACUCUCGGCUCAACGGAGGAAGGAUUCCUGUCAGUGGUGUUACUUUUCAAGAGCCUGAGAAUGAUCCUGGCAACUCUUGCUACUUGUGGGCUGUUCAGUCUACGCCAAAAAGGGGAGGUGGUGUUCUGAGUUUCCGGCUGUUGCAGUUAACCUUUGGUAAACGAACAUGCGUGGCAUCAGGACAAGUCAUGUAUGAGGGUUUGGAACGCUGUGAAGAAAGGUUCAGUUUAGAUCUCAGGGAUGGAAACUUCCCCUGGGCAGGGCAGAACAGCAGUAUGAAAUUACUCGGGUGUCAGACGAUAGAAAGUUUCAGUGAUGAUGUUGAUGAAGACAACAGCAUUAAUGGAGUAAUGUCUCCCUUCAUCAGCGUCUCAAUCUUCAGUUGGCAAGUGUGUACAAGUGGUCAGAAAAACCCAUCGACUUACUUGAGUGUGUUUGACAUUAAUGGCUGGCUCGAUGCUGAAAUGCCAGCCAUGCUCAGGCCAGAAUCCCUUCACGAUUGCUCCUAUUUUGCGCUGUGGUCACUGGAUACGGUGACAAGCCCGGCUCCUUUAGACCUCGUUUUGGAUAUGAUGGUAGACCAGACAAGUCUAACUUGGAAAGAUUCUCCUUCUUACCUAGCACCUGGCCAGAAUCCUCAUGCAAGGAACUAUAGUUUUGGUGUUAUGUGUUUGCUGAGCUUCGGAGUCUGUCGUGUGACUUGCACCAGCUCGCUUGAGGGGGAGGAGGAGUUAGAGGUGAUAGUGUCCACAGCUGCCCAGACAGGUUGUUUAGAUAUUCUGACUGAGUACUUUAAAAGUUGGACAUCCGAAGAGAAGCCAAAUACUGCAGAAAAUAUACAUUUUGUCCGUGAGUGUGCGUGGAACACAGUGCUCAACACCGCAGAAGAAUUUAACCAACUGUGUGUUCCGCUCUUUGAUGGCUCUUUCAUUGACGAAGAGAAAUACCAGUCUCUUUAUGACUGCCAGUUCUAUUUGUGCAACCUUAGCACCAUCUUAAACUGUUUGCCAAGAGAAGUAAAAGGCCUUUCUGAAGAAGACUUGACAAAUAAGCGGGUGCUAGCCGGCCACCACUUCUUAUAUUCACGAAUGGUCAUGUGGUUCCUUGACUCUGGUCUCUUUCCAGGGGGCUUAGAUGCGGGUCAGCGUUCGUCUAGACCUUUUUACAAUUACCCUCUGCUUCAGAGAUGCUGCACAGCUCAGCGACAGAGGCUGACGCGUUUGUCCAGAGGAAAAUGGGAUUUGGCUGGCCUGAUGAUUGACAGGAUGGUUUCGGACUUGGGAGAGCGAGUGCAGAAUCUGUGGUGCACAGACGAAGAACAAACUGGGAAAUAUCCCCCUCCCAGUUUAGAGGCCCUGCUGCAACUCUACCUGCUAGAAGACAUUGAAGAAAUGGACAAGCACACAAUUACAAUGUACUUGCUGCUGGAUAUCGGGCAGGCCGUGCCAGAUAACAGAGAAAGACUACUGCACUCCUUCUGCGCAGCCUUUGCUAUCCCGAAGGGGUUCAUUCAGCUCGUUCAAGGGUUUUGGCUGCUGGAUCACAAUGAUUAUGAAAAUUCGCUGGUCCUGCUCUGUCACCCAGCUACAGCCAGAAGCGCGUCGUGGCUGCGUCAGAGGGCUAUUCAGUCCCUCAUGUGCCAAGGACAGCACAGGAGAGCCCUCACGUACAUACGUGUGACGAGGCCAUUGAUCACCAGCUCCAGAGAAGCGCAGCUUUACCUCUCUGUGUUCUUGUCCAACAGGUGCAUGGCAGAUGCGUGGAACCUGUUGCAGCAAUACUCCUCAGAUUACAAUAGAGAAGAGCUGCUGCUGCACAUGUUUAAAACCUGUUUGGAGAUGGGACUUGCGGAGGGCUUCCUGGAGCUGCCUUUCACAGACACUGAGCUCGAGUGUUUGGAGGAGAUUUUAAAGUGCAGUGAUUUGAUUGAGGACCACGAAUUCUUUCCAGCCAACCAUCCAAAACCAGUCAACAAUACUGCAGCGGUGCAGGUGAAUAAGUCAGCGGAGGUGACUCUUACGGAUUCCUGGAAGAACCAAAUGCUGAAAGUCUUACCCUUCCCGAGGGUGGCAAGCUGGUGCUCACAGCUGCUGAAGAGGAGAACGCAGCAAGUCUUACCCUUCCCGAGGGUGGCAAGCUGGUGCUCACAGCUGCUGAAGAGGAGAACGCAGCAAGUCUUACCCUUCCCGAGGGUGGCAAGCUGGUGUUCAAAGCUGCUGAGGCUGCUGCCUGGGAGACUGCAAGGGAAGGGGACUGAAGGACAACAGAGGUCGGCAGAAGAUCAGGAGGCUGGCCAGACUGAACCUGCUCCUGCGAUACAAACGGCAGUCAGUCCCAGAAGAGCAGGAAGAAAACGGAAAUAUGGGAAUCCACUAUUUAAUGAAGUGGUUACCAUGGAUGAUGAAGAGUUGCAUCCCCGUGACCAAGUCCUGCAUUACCUGUCAAUUAAAAGAGCCAAAUUCCAGGCUGUGAAUGAAAGAAAAAGGUUAGGACGAUGAGUUCGAGAAUCCUUUCUUCACCUCCCGCAAAGAAACUGAAAGGAGCUUCCAGCCAUAGUAGAAGAAAACACCGAAGCCAUGCUUCCGAUCCAGGAAUGAGUUUUCCACCAAAGCUGUCAAGACAUUGGGUCUUUUGGGUACACCUGGAGACAAACGGACCUUGGUUCCUUUUGAGUGAAAAUUGUUCCUAAAAUAAAGUGCCUUUUCCAAUGCACUGUGCUGUGAGGAUAUAGAGUGUUAAUUCACGCUGGGUUUCCUGGAGGAGCUCUUGGCCCACUGCGGGAAGGCCUUUACCUCCGCUGGAGCCUGAACUGAACUGCUGCUGGCUUGGUUAAAGGAGGGAGGGUAGAAUGCAUCUGUGACCACCUACCCUGAAGUGUGCCGAGCUCUCGCUCCGUUGUGCUUCCAACCUCGCUCUUGCACAGGGCCUUCCUGACAAAGUGUUUCCGGCACCUGACAAAGAAAAUGAAUGCUUUCCUCUGUACACCUUUAUAGUGCCCAGAAGCUUUGUAGUGCCGUACCUCUGCUGUGGGGAGUAGCGAGCUACAAUUGCCGAGAGGAUGGUCAUGAACUACGAAGCAGCUUCUGAGCGUAGAGUUUCCACACUACGGGUAAUAACCAUGGGAGGCAAAGGUGAAAUAGAACGUGGUGAACUGUUUUCCUGGAGAUCAGGCUGGCCCUGAUCAAGAGCUGCGAGUGAGAGGAGACAGCAUUCACUUGGUCUCUGUGUUGGCAUUUAUUGGUGAAGGUGAUGCCUUUUCGGCGGCAUCCAGCGGCAGGACGGUGAGCGCUGCGGUGGGGUGGCCGUCUGAGGCGGUGGGGCACUGCCCUGAGACGGGAAAAGCCUUGGAAAACCGCAGCGGGAGCGGGGCGGGCGGCGCUCGGCUCCUGACAGGCGGCAGCGGACGGUCCCGCGCGGGGCCUGACGGGAGGGGGCGCUCCCGGCGGGUCCCGCGGGGGAUUUCAACCGUCCCUCGGGAGCACAGCGACCCGGAGCGCGGCACGUUAGUAUAAAGGGGCAGUUUGAGCGGCAGGGCGAGCAGGAAGGGCUCAGGGAGAGAGAGGCUGGUGGCUGGUCAGACGGGGCCGUGGGCCAUGGUGGCUACCAGGCAGAAGAUCAAAACUGCCCCGGGUGCCGCAGCGAGCAGGAGAGAUGUUGCCCCCCAGGCGGAGCCUCAGUGGGUCCGUGCAGCUCCGCAGAGCCUGGGCUGCAGGCAGUGCCCCCUCCCACAGCAGCUCACGCCUCUGGUAACGGCUCCACUGGUGGGAGCUGUGCUCGCGGGGGGAACUCCUUCGCGUGGUGGCAGAGCUGAGGGAGGAAGUAAAUAGGUUACGGACGAUCAGGGAACGUGAGAGGGAAAUAGGUCGUUGCAGCAGCGCCCUCUCCCAAACUCAGCAGGCUGCUGGAGCCAGUGUGGCUAAGCAGCUCCCACCUACGGACUGCAAGGCUGGGGGAACAAGAGAUGGGGAAUGGCAGCAAGUCCCUGUCCGGCGCAGGAAACCUGCUCCCUCCACCCAGACAGCAAACCCCCAAAUCGCCCUCAAAAAUAAAUAUGAAGCACUGCAGGUAGAACCUAUCCCCAGGGAAGAAGAAGAUGGCUCCCACAGCCUAGAAACAUUCCCUAGGCUCCAGGCAUCCUCAGAGGACCUUAAAAACAUCCUCUGUUAAUAAAAAGAGGAGAGUGAUUGUCCUGGGGGAUUCCCUUCUAAAAGGAGUGGAGGGACCCAUCUGCAGACCAGACCCGCUCCACAGGGAGGUCUGCUGCUUACCGGGGGCGUCAGUGAAGGAUGUCACUAGAAAACUUCCUUCCUUGGUGAAGGAAACGGAUUAUUACCCCCUGCUGGUAUUUCAAAUAGGCCAUGAUGACUUACAGCGCAGAUCAGAAGAGACUUCAGGGCUCUAGGGAGAACGAUGGAGGCCUCGGGAGCACAAGUGGUGUUUUGUUCCAUCCCAACACUAAGGUAUAAGGAACAGGAGGUCAAAAACAAACAGCUGUUUAAUGCCUGGCUCCGAGCCUGGUGUGAGGAGAGAGGCUUUGGAUUCUUUGAUCAUGGAGUGACCCACGCACCCACAGGCUUUCUUGCUAGGGAUGGGACACGCUUGUCUCCAAGGGGGACUAAAGUACUUCCUAAAAAUCUAGUUAGGCUUUUAAAUAAAGCUUUAAACUAGAUGUGAAGGGGGAGGAGGAGGAGACCAGGCUAGUUGGGAAUGAGCCUGGUAGUGGGAGUCCAGCGACUGAGCUAUGGUGUGCCGGGCUGGACCACCAGCGCACCACCACAGAGCAAGAGGGGGCGAGUACAGCUGGGGACAGCAAGAAUGAAACUGGAACUGCGGAGUUAGUUAUUCCAAGGACCAGUCCAUUGGGAAUGAACUCUAUGCCCUUUAUGCGGGCUGAAGGUUCGUCAGCUCAGCUGAAGUGCAUUUACACCAAUGCAAGCAGCGUGGGCAAUAAGAAGGAGGAGCUGGAAGCUGUUGUAGGGCAAAGUGACUAUGAUGUCGUUGCCAUCACGGAAAUGUGGUGGGAUGACUCAUAUAACUGGA
Molecule: messenger RNA, 5981 nt
Organism: Cuculus canorus (common cuckoo)
Lineage: Eukaryota; Metazoa; Chordata; Aves; Cuculiformes; Cuculidae
Product: protein ELYS-like
Exons: 25
Coding region: 152-3439 (1095 amino acids)
Source: RefSeq, a predicted model, not a curated record